Salvelinus fontinalis (brook trout) is the source of this 8538-nucleotide messenger RNA. Its product is annotated as WD repeat-containing protein 7-like. Gene Ontology annotation, molecular function: protein binding. The record is from RefSeq and is a predicted model, not a curated record. NCBI's taxonomy places the organism in Eukaryota, Metazoa, Chordata, Actinopteri, Salmoniformes, Salmonidae. Gene Ontology annotation, cellular component: cytoplasm.
GUGCGUUGGACCGUUGUGUGAUGGGCAUCACGGCUGUAGAGAUCCUGAAUGCGUGUGAUGAGGUGGUGCCGGCCGCUGUGGACGCUCUAAGCCACCCUGCGGUCAACCUGAAACAGGCCAUGACACGACGCAGCCUGGCCGCGCUCAAGAACAUGGCUACACACAAACUGCAGACCCUGGCUACCAACCUACUGGCUGCAGACAACGCAGACAAGGGGAACCUGCAGAAGUACUCCAACAACAGUCUGGUGGUGCAGGCCAUGAAGACCAAUCUGACAGACCCUGACAUGCAUGUCCUGUUCUUCGACGUGGAGUCGGUGAUCAUCCAGCUGCUGACGGAGGAGGCCCAGCGGCCCAACCCCACCCUGGUCUCCCCUGAGACCCUCCAGAAGGCCCAGGCAGCAGCCGACAAGGGAGGGUCCUUCCUCGCCAACAAGAUCUUCAAACAGGUGAAGGAGACAAUGAAGGAGACCAUUAAGGAGCACCUCCUGGAUGAAGACGAGGAGGAAGAGGAGGAGAUGAGGAGACGUGAGGAGAAGUCUAAGUCUCUGUCUCUGUUGGAGUAUAACCUGACUAUGGACACGGCUAAACUGUUCAUGUCCUGUCUCCACGCCUGGGGUCUCAACGGACCACUGGACGAGGUGUGUCUGAGCAGACUGGGCAUGCUCAAACCCCACUGCCCCAUCUCCUUCGGUCUCAUAUCCCGUGGAGGACAUAUGUCUCUCAUGCUGCCCACCUUCAAGGAGUCCCUGCUGCGUCAGAUGGCCCUGUCCACGGGCAGGAAGUUGUCCCUGUCAGAGAUGGUGGGUAAAGGGACAUACGGAGUGUCCCGGGCCGUGACUACCCAGCACCUGCUCUCUGUCAUCUCAUUGGCUAACACCCUGAUGGGCAUGACCAAUGCCACCUUCGUGGGAGAACACAUGAAGAAGACACCCGUUAGGCCUCCUAGACCCGGGACCCCUGAGACCCCCAAAAAGACUGCAGUACCGCCUCAGGUGUCUAGUCCGGCCGUGCAGGGACAGAUCAAACAAGCCGCUGCUGUUGCUGCUACUACCAGUACUACCACUCCUGGCACUGGGGCUUUUCCCCCAGGUCCUGCCGCUUUCCAUUGUCCCUCAGUCAACGAAGGCUGGAGCCAGCUGGCUGCUAUGCACUGUGUGAUGCUGCCUGACCUGCUGGGCCUAGACAAGUUCAGACCACCUCUACUGGAGAUGUUGGCACGCCGCUGGCAGGACCGCUGUCUGGAGGUGAGAGAGGCGGCGCAGGCCCUGCUUCUGGCUGAGCUGCGAAGGAUUGGUCAGUCAGGCAGGAAGGACACAAUCGACCUGUGGGCCCCAUACCUGCCCCAGUACGUGGAUCAAGUCAGCUCACCGGGAACCUCCGCUGACCCCGCCGUGCCGCCCCCACCCCUUCCCGAAACCCUUCCUGUGGAAACACAGCUCCCCACUGCCGAGGAGAUGGAAGUCACGGACGAUGACAUCAUAGCAGGCUGUCUGUCCAACCUGCCUCCCAACACCAAGAAGAUCUGUAACUCGUACGAGGAGCGUCGUAAACAGGCCACCGCCAUCGUCCUGCUGGGAGUCAUCGGGGCAGAGUUCGGGGCGGAGCUGGAACCCCCUAAGCUGCCGUCUCGUGCCAGGACCAGUGGACAGGCUCCGGAAGGUUUCGGACUGACUACUGGAGGAUCCAACUACUCUCUGGCCAGACACACCUGUAAGGCCCUGACGUUCCUCCUCCUGCAGCCCCCCAGCCCCAAGAUGCCCCCCCACAGCACCAUCCGCCGUACAGCCAUAGACCUGAUUGGUCGAGGCUUCACCGUGUGGGAGCCUUAUAUGGAUGUGUCCGCUGUUCUCAUGGGGCUACUGGAGCUGUGUGCUGACGCAGAGAAACAGCUGGCCAACAUCACAAUGGGCCUGCCCCUUAACCCAGCAGCCGACUCGGCCCGCUCAGCACGCCACGCUCUGUCUCUCAUCGCCACCGCCAGACCUCCGGCCUUCAUCACAACCAUUGCCAGAGAGGUCCACAGACACACAGCCAUGCAGGCAAACUCCCAGUCGCAGCAGAAUGUCCACACCACCUCUCUGGGCCGGGCUAAGACAGAGAUCAUCAGGGUUAUAGAUAUCCUCAUUGAGAAGAUGCCGACUGACGUCGUGGACCUGCUGGUCGAGGUGAUGGACAUUAUCAUGUACUGCAUCGAAGGCUCUCUGGUGAAGAAGAAAGGGCUGAAUGAGUGUUUCCCUGCUAUCUGCAAGUUCUACAUGGUGGGAUACUGCGACCGGAGUCACCGUAUUGCCGUGGGGGCCCGCCAGGGUUCAGUAGCCCUUUACGAUGUCCGCACGGGCAAGUGCCAGAACAUCCAUGGGCAUAAGGGUCCCAUCACAGCGGUGUCGUUUGCUCCUGACGGGAGGUACCUGGCCACCUACUCUAACGCGGACAGCCACAUCUCUUUCUGGCAGAUGAAUACGUCUCUGCUGGGCAGCAUUGGCAUGUUGAACUCUACCCCCCAGCUGAAGUGCAUCAAAACCUACCAGGUCCCCCCGGUGCAGCCUGCCUCCCCUGGCUCUCAGAACGCCCUGAAGCUGGCCCGCCUUAUCUGGACCUCCAACCGGAACGUCAUCCUCAUGGCCCACGACGGCAAGGAGCACCGCUUCAUGGUCUGAGGGGGGGUCAGGGGACGAGGUCACUUGGGGUUAGAGGUUAAACGGUCACCACCAGGGGGGGGGGGUCAACUAACUAACAACAACCAGGAAGUGAUUGAGAUGAAAAAGGCUGUGCAUCUAUCGUUUACAUUGAUUACUAUUACUGCUGUUUCAUUGUCCUGUUGUUUACACUGUUGUCCAUUUUAAUUCCCCCACUCUAAUUGUUGUUGUUCCUCUCCUCUGUUAUUUAAAGUGAAACACCACUAGUGUUGCCCCCUAGUCUGUCUUGGUCUUUUUCAAAGCCCUCGGUGUGCUGAUUCGGCUUCUAGAUGUAAACUUUACACCUUUUAAUAAAUUGUUGUGCGUGUGAUGGAGAGGUCAUGUGUGGACCUGCACUGAGAGGUGUCAGGUGUAAAAAGUGUGUGUGGGGUUACGCAUUUUGUCUUAACUGCACCAAGCAUCUGAGCCGUGUGUUAAAUAGGACACCCCCCUUUUGCUCACCUCUACGGCAACUGACGAUGUACACCUUUAAACACUUUAACCGAGCCAUUCUACUCUCCCGAAUGUUUAUAUUACACCCCAAAGAGAGGGAAGACGUGUUUCAUAAACGUAUCACUAUAAGGUCCGAGAGGAAGAUCAUAUCAUAUGAAGAAUAUAUCACUAUAAAGGCUUUAUCGUUGUUGCUGCUUGUUUUACUACGUACCUCUGUCUGUUCAUUAACUGUUGGAUACUGACUAGAAUAAUGUGGCAGGCUAAGAUACUCGUAUUAAUAUGUACAUUGAGCCAAGGAGUCCUAUUGGACGGCCACGACGUAGCAAAGACAAAAAAACCUUCGCCCUGAUCCUCUUAUUGCAGAUAUACUAGGUUCUGAGAGUACGUACAAUAUACUAGGUUCUCAGAGUACAUACAAGAUACUAGGUUGUGAGAGUACAUACAAUAUACUAGGUUCUGAGAGUACGUACAAGAUACUAGGUUGUGAGAGUAUAUACAGAUACUAGGUUCUGAGAGUACAUACAAUAUACUAGGUUCUGAGAGUACGUACAAGAUACUAGGUUGUGAGAGUAUAUACAGAUACUAGGUUGUGAGAGUACAUACAAUAUACUAGGUUCUCAGAGUACAUACAACAUACUAGGUUGUGAGAGUAUAUACAGAUACUAGGUUCUGAGAGUACAUACAAUAUACUAGGUUGUGAGAGUACAUACAAGAUACUAGGUUGUGAGAGUAUAUACAGAUACUAGGUUCUGAGAGUACAUACAAUAUACUAGGUUGUGAGAGUACAUACAAGAUACUAGGUUGUGAGAGUAUAUACAGAUACUAGGUUCUGAGAGUAUAUACAGAUACUAGGUUCUGAGAGUACAUACAAUAUACUAGGUUGUGAGAGUAUAUACAGAUACUAGGUUCUGAGAGUACAUACAAUAUACUAGGUUGUGAGAGUACAUACAAGAUACUAGGUUGUGAGAGUAUAUACAGAUACUAGGUUGUGAGAGUACAUACAAUAUACUAGGUUCUCAGAGUACAUACAAGAUACUAGGUUGUGAGAGUAUAUACAGAUACUACUGUAGUUUCUGAGAGUAUGGAUAUAUUUUAGAGAGACUUUACAUUGACUAUAUAUCCCUGGAAUGUGUGCAGAUGCUAUUAUUUUCUUCUUGCUAUAAACCCCUGGCCCGGGCAGCAGGCUGCGAGUGUUUUUAGGGUCCCUGCGAGUGUUUUUAGGGUCCCUGCGAGGGUUUUUAGGGUCCCUUUGAGUGUUUUUAGGGUCCCUGCGAGUGUUUUUAGGGUCCCUGCGAGUGUUUUUAGGGCCCCUUUGAGUUCUCUGCUCUGCUGCUGCUCUGCCUGCUCCGCUUUUCUCCACCUCAUCUCCGCUGCUGUCAAGUUCCUUUCAUUAGCCGUGUAAAAGCUUCUAACGCCAGAGAACACCUGCAAGCCCAAGCGUGUCAAAGCUUUUCACAAGUUCUCUCCACACAAAAAAAGUACUCCCCCCCAAUCUUGUCAGACUGCUUUUGAUGGUCUUGACUUGACUUCCCUCCAACCUUGGAAGAUCUUAAUCUCUUUUCUCCACUGCCCACUGUAAUAGCUUCAGAAAAUGUGUUUUUUGGCAGUUUCUCUGAGAAAGAAAAAAAAAACAUUGAGAUGGAAAGAGCCAAGUAGAGAAAAGUAAGUGAGAAAGACCCUAGAGGAGGAUUUCAUCUAAUUUUUCUUCCAGGCUGCCUUAAAUUAUGUUUUUGUAAUUCUUUUGAAUGAGAUGAACAGAACAUUGUAGUAUCAGUGGGUCUAACACACAACCUUGAGGAACUCCUUUUGUUAUAGGUACGUCUGUUUUAAAAACAGAGCUGAUACUGCUCUCUCGGUGUUGUUUUAUUCCUGCACCGGAGCGUUUGUCUGAGGUGUCGAAAGACUUCAUACAUUGGCUGGUAACUAACCUGUUAGAGUGACAGACAUGUAAAAUACCGGUCAAAUGUUUUACACCUCAUUCAAAGGUUUUUUUUUAUUUUUUUUACUAUUUUCUACAUUGUAGAAUAAUGGUGAAGACAUUUAAAAUAUGAAAUAACACGUAUGGAAUCAUGUAAUAACCCCAAAAAGUAUUAAACAAAUCAGAAUAUAUUUGAUAUUUGAGAUUCUAAAAAAUAGCCCCCCUUUGCCUUGAUGACAGCUUUGCACACACUUGGCAUUCUCUCAACCAGCUUCACCUGGAAUGCUUUUUCAACAGUCUUGAAGGAGUUCCCACAUACGCUGAGCACUUGUUGGCUGCUUUUCCUUCACUCUGCGGUCCGACUCAUCCCAAACCUUCUCAAUUUGUUUGAGGUCGGGGAAUUGUUGAGGCCAGGUCAUCUGAUGCAGCACUCAAUCACUCUCCUUGGUAAAAUAGCUCUUACACAGCCUGGAGGUGUGUUGAUAGUCCCACCAAACCAGAUGGGAUGGCGUAUCGCUGCAGAAUACUGUGGUAGCCAUGCUGGUUAAGUGGGCCUUGAAUUCUAAAUAAAUCAAAUCUCCAAUUUGGACUCCAGACCAAAGGACAGAUUUCCACUGGUCUAAUGUCCAUUGCUCAUGUUUCUUGGCCCAAGCAAGUCUCUUCUUCUUAUUGGUGUCCUUCAGUAAUGGUUUCUUUGCAGCAAUUCGACCAUGAAGGCCUGAUUCACACAGUCUCCUCUGAACAGUUGAUGUUGAGAUGUGUCUGUCACUUGAACUCCGUGAAGCAAUUAUUAGGUAACUUUGGGUCUUCCGUUCACUGUGGCGGUUCUCAUGAGAGCCUGUUUCAUCAUAGUGCUUGAUGGUUUUUGCGACUGCACUUGAAGAAUCUUCUGUAUACCCCCCUACCUUGUCACAACACAACUGAUUGGCUCAAACACAUUAAGAAGGAAAGAAAUUCCACAAAUUAACUUUGAAGAAGGCACACCUGUUAAUUGAAAAGGCAUUCCAGGUGACUACCUCGUGACUACCUCUCUGGUUGAGAGAAUGCCAAGAGUGUGUAAAGCUGUCUUAAAGCCAAAGGGUGACUAUUUGAAAAAUCUUUUUGUGGUUACUACAUGAUUCCAUAUGUGUUAUUUUAUAGUUUUGAUGUCUUCACUAUUAUUCUACAAUGUAGAAAAUAGUCCAAAUAAAGACAAACCCUUGAAUGAGUAGGUGUUGUAAAACUUUUGACCGGUAGUGUUUUGAAACACAUUCCCUCUCUAGAUUACUGGAGACGUAUGGAACACUUGGCUCUGCUGUGAUUGGCUGCGGUUCAGGUGUCGUGUGAAGUUGUCCCUAGAAGGCUAAUCUUGGGUCAGUUUUGCGUUACUUAAUGGUUACGGUUGGAAGAGGGAAAGCUGAUGGGGGAGCUGAGUUUCCUCUGUACCUCCUGUGUUCAGGAGGACUGCUCCUUUAAUGGUCUUCCUCUCUGGAGGCUGCUAGCUACGUACUUGCCAUGGCUAAUGAAUUCCCACCAAUACACUGUUAGUGUACUUGGAGCACUGUCUGUCACGGUGUGUGUAUUGGAGAGCAGGAUUUAGGGUAGGUCUCUAUAGAGAAGGUUGUGAGGCUGCCUUCCCUCUCUCCCGAUCUCUUGCUCUUCCUCCCUUCCUACCUCCUUCUUCCUCCCCUCCUUGAGCCACAGCCAGUCUCUGUCAUUAGGCUGAACCACAGAGACAGACAGGACCCAGCCCCAAGCCUGGCUCCAGCCUCAGCAGCAUGGAGUACACCAGGCAGACUGUAAACAGCGUUCAGUGGGGAUAGCUGCUGGGCUCUCUGUCUGUCUGUCUGUCUGUCUGUCUGUCUGUCUGUCUGUCUGCCUGUCUGUCUCUGUCUGUCUGUCUCUGUCUGUCUGUCUGUCUGUCUGUCUCUGUCUGCCUGUCUGUCUGUCUGUCUGUCUGUCUGUCUCUGUCUGUCUGUCUGUCUGUCUGUCUGUCUGUCUGUCUGUCUCUGUCUGCCUGUCUGUCUCUGUCUGCCUGUCUGUCUGUGUCUGUCUGUCUGUCUCUGUCUGUCUGUCUGUCUGUCUGUCUCUGUCUGCCUGUCUGUCUCUGUCUGCCUGUCUGUCUGUCUGUCUGUCUGUCUGUCUCUGCCUGUCUGUCUGUCUGCACCCUCACUUCCUGAGCAGUAGGAGACCCAACCCAGAACUAUUCCCACCUGGUCCUGUGGAUCUCACGGAGCCUUCUGGAAUCUAGCUUGUCUUUGUGUUUCAGGUUGACUGAGUGACAUGUACUCUGACACAAAUAUGUUUUACAUGUUCUGUUAAUAAAGAGGACCAAGUAGUUUGGGGGUUUUUUUACAUUUUUUUUUGUUGUUUUGUUUAUUUUGCUUGGCUGAAAUGUUUCUCCGAUAUAGAUGUUUAAAAGCUGAAACUAAAGUUUGACACGUGAAGGUUAUGCAAUGUUACUCCUCAGAACUUGAUGAAGAUGAAAUGUAGCUUCCUGCAGAUUUUCUUUCCUAAAUGUCAACACAUUCUGUGAUAUUUCUCCCUGCUUGCACGAAUGAUAUUUUUACAAUCCAAUUCUUUAUUUUUCAUUAAUAAAUUCUAUCUCUUUUCAUUCUUCUGUAUUACCAGACAGGAGAUUUCAGGUCUGCUAUAGCUCAACUGCAGCUAGGACCAAUACAGAUCUACCCUACCUCUCUGUCCCCUCUCCUCGCUCUUCUCUCCUCUCUCACACUCCCUCACUCCUCUCUCCUCUCCUCGCUCUUCUCUCCUCUCUCACACUCCCUCACUCCUCUCUCCUCUCCUCGCUCCUCUCUCCUCUCUCACACUCCCUCACUCCUCUCUCCUCUCCUCGCUCUUCUCUCCUCUCUCACACUCCCUCACUCCUCUCCCCUCUCUCCUCUCCUCUCUCACACUCCCUCACUCCUCUCUCCUCUCCUCGCUCCUCUCUCCUCUCUCACACUCCCUCACUCCUCUCUCCUCUCCUCGCUCUUCUCUCCUCUCUCACACUCCCUCACUCCUCUCCCCUCUCUCCUCUCCUCUCUCACACUCCCUCGCUCCGUGCUGAAACACAAACUGGCAGCACUCCUGCCGUUGCUUUAAGUAUCCUAUUGCUCUGUCAGCUGCCCUUCUCUUAAAUAGACAGACAUAAAAGAACUUCAAUGUCAGUUUAUUUGAUAGGUUUAACAUUAUCUAGUGUGAUGAUGAUGAUGGCAAUGGUGGUGGUGGUGAUGAAGAUCAUGACGAUGGUGGUGGUGAUGGCGAUGGGGGUGAUGAAGGUGAUGAUGAUAUUGAUCUAGCUUCCCUACUGUCUCUCUGUUGUAGUUUGGCUCUGAAGGUGCUCUGUGACUGUACCUGUAACUUGGUGGUGUACAUGCUGUGCAUAUGUGCUUUCGAUCGUUCACCUAAUAAUAUAUUAUAUUGAUGAAGACGUACUGUAAUGUCCCGUGUUUAAAAACUAUCUAUUGUGUUUGACUUCUGUGUUCAAUAAAAAUGAUAUGUCUGACAAUG